This is a messenger RNA of Anopheles funestus (African malaria mosquito), 1132 nucleotides long. RefSeq names its product protein seele (gene sel). Gene Ontology annotation, cellular component: endoplasmic reticulum. NCBI's taxonomy places the organism in Eukaryota, Metazoa, Arthropoda, Insecta, Diptera, Culicidae. The transcript has a single exon. The record is from RefSeq and is a predicted model, not a curated record. The coding region runs from base 230 to 856 and encodes 208 amino acids.
CAAUCAGAGACGAGAAACGUGUUUAUUUUCAUGACGGUCCGAUAGCGGAAGAAACAAAACCGGUUGAUAUAAGUCGGAACGUUCUUUUGCUCAGAACUGUACCACAUACCGUUCCUCGACAAAUCGGCCACUCUUUGCUGGUGACUGGGACAAUUCCUCCUAUACAAGGAAUUCCUAAUUUGUGUUUUGUGUGCUCUUGUGCUAAACGUGAAACAUACUCUGUACAGCCAUGCAUUCCGAUCUGCAUCGUUAUCUGAUCGUGGUCCUAGGGCUAACGAUCGUACUAGCACCGACCCUGUCCAACGGUCAGGUGGGUGAUAUUGCACGACCCAUCGAAAGCAAGGAGCUUAAGUGCCUCGUGUGCAAGGCAUCCAUGGCGGAAAUGGAGCUGGCCGCUUCGAAGGUGGAUCCGAACAAGAAGGUUGAGGUUGGCGAUUACCGGCUCGAUACGACGGGCGAAUCCAAAAAGAAGAAAAAGAUCCUGUACGCCAAGUCGGAAAUGUACCUAACGGAGAUGAUGGAGACGGUGUGCGAUCGGAUGGAUGAUUACGCGAAGGCCCGCUACAAGAAGAAUGGUCGACCGGUGGUGAUGAAGAUGAUGACCGACGGUGGCAUGAAUCCGGACAUGGCAAACGUAAACUUCGUGCAGGAAGGUGAUCUGAACAAGACGCUCAAGCAUCUGUGUUUGGAGAUUGUAGAGAACUACGAUGAGGAUAUUAUCCGGAUGUUCCAGGAGGAGGUGGUGAAGGACACGGACAUUCGGUUAUGCUCGCAAGUGGCCAAAUACUGUAAAGAACAACCGAUCGACGAUGAGUACGAGUACGAGGAAAGUGAAGAAAAUCGCGAUGAGCUGUAGGUUCAAACUAAAAUUAAUAUAAUCAUGCACGAUUGCAGCGAUACGUCCAUGAGAGCAUAGGAAGAGCCAAUGUUGUUCACACGCGGUUCCGUUUGCAAAGCAAAAGGAAAAACCAACAAGAAGAUUUGUUAGGGUACUGUUACCUUCGGCUCUGGUUGUUAAUCAUUGUGUCGAUCAUUUCGACAGGGAGUAUAGCAUUAUAUUGUAGCAUAUUGCAUACGAUAGAGUUCAAAGAGAUGGAUGAAAAUAAAACACUUUUGUACGUUUAUGAUAAAA